CCCAAGGGGGAGCCGGCAGCAAGCAACGCCCGGCUGCUGCCGAGUUAACAACUGCAUGCGGGGCUACACUGGGUGUGCAAAACAUGGGGAAGAAAAGAGGAGGCUGGAGAAAAUUUUUCUGUUGUACUGGCCCACCGGAAACGCAGUCUUCAACAUGCCUUAAUAUCGCUUCGUCUGAGCAAUUUAAGCCUCCCUCAGAGCUAGACCCCUCGGAACCAGACCCCUCAGAGGUAGAGCCAGACCAGGACCCGGAAGAUGGCUUGUAUGUUGAGAAUGAGAUACAAACUUCUAAAAUGGAUAUCCCAGAAGGAAACAGGUGGAGGUGGUCUCGAUUGCACAAAGAAGUGGAGCAGCAAACCUCAAGGACGGCUGUACUCAUUCCAGAGAUAGAGACGUCAUCCGAGGCGGAUGUUCAGGUCCAAACCUCGUUUUCGAGCCUGCCAAGAGGAAGGGAGGCCCAGGCGCAAACUUCAUUUCUCUCCCUGCGGUCUCCAACCCCAGUAGAAAAUGACGCGCAAGUGCAGACUUCAUUUAUGGAAUUGCCAAGAGAGGCAGAAGCUCAAGUGCAAACAUCCUUGCUUUCGUUACCUGGAGAAAAGGAGAUGCAUGCCCAAACCUCGUUUAGCUCGUUGCCAGAAAGGAGGUCUGUGGCAUCUUUUGCAGGAUCUGCCCAGUCCUCUUCCUCCUAUCUAGAGUUGUUGGAGAAGUUUCCCUCUCUGCCCAUGUUAUCUGAGGCCCAGGUGCAGACCUCACAUCUUGAUAUAAGAGUUCCUUCGGAGAUAGACAUCCAGUUGCAGACUUCGUUUUUGGACUACAUGUCAGAAAGAGAGUAUGCAUCCUCCUCUGAGCCCCAGAGUAAGUUAUCACCCCAGUCAUCAGUGAUAGAACAAACCACGAUAUAUCCCGUAUAUAUUGAUACUGGGGUACAAACUAUACCUGUGGAAAUACCGCCUGGCAACGACUGGCGUUCUGCACGGUUAAAUACUGCGGCUCAGGUGCAAACGUCCUUUGCUUCGAUGACAGAACAACGGCCAAUGCUUGGGUUAGAAAAAGACAAGGAGACAGCAGGAGAAGUGGAAUCCCUUUUUUCCAUAGAAGAGGCACCUCUGCCUUUUGAACGGACUGAAAGAGCUAUGCAGACAUCUGAGUCAUUGCUUCGGCAGUGGAAGAAAUGGCAUUCAUUACAGCCACAAUCUGAUGCACAGGUGCAAACCUCCACCAUCGAACUACUAAAGAGGCUUUCUUUGCUAUCCCGGAUUCAGAGCAUGGAAUCAGCUUCCCGUGCCGAGUUACUAAAGAAAGCUUCCUCCCUGUCAGUGGGUGAACCCCACAUGCAAACUUCAAGUCCUGAAUUACUGAGGAAGGCUUCUUCUUGGUCAAACUCUGGGGUCCAAGACCAGAUCUUAAGUGAUGAGCUGCUGAAGAAGCGUCCAUCUUCAGCACAAGUGCUUAGAACCUCAGAUUAUGAACUGGCAAGGUUGUUAUCUCCCAAGUCAACAACCAAGGAGGCCCAGAUUCAAACAUCUGAGGUAGAACUCAUUAAUAAACUUUUGUCAGAUAGGUCAACAGACACUCUCUUCCGAAAGUCCUCUUCUGCGUCAUAUAUCAAACCCCAGGAGAGGACCUCAGACACUGAUUUCCCAAAGUCCCAUUCUGCAUCAUUUGCAAAAACUCCGGAGAAGAUAUUGGACAGUGAUUUCCAAAGCUAUGCUUCUAUGUCACAUGCUGAACCCCAGAAGAGGGUAUCAGACACUGAUAUUCAAAAGUACUCUUCUUUGUCAUUGAUUGAGGGUGGGGAUGAUAAUCAAGAAGCUUUAACAGAAGGGAAGGAGUUCCUUAUUACCCCACAGGUGAUGGAAGCUCAGAUCCGCAAAUGGUAUCAUGAACUCCCAGAAGUUCAGACCUCAGCCUCUCAAAAAGAGCCUCUUUGGACACCAACAAUUGACAGUGAGGUACAAACAUCGCAUGUUGAAAUACCAUAUGGAAACAAGUGGCGUGAAUCACGUUUGCAAACCGAAGCUCAGGUGCAGACUUCAGGGCUUAAAGUACCUGUGGAAAAAGCUGAGUCCUUUCCCCAACUGCAGAAGGCUAACCAGACCCAAACAUCCUUGCUUGAAAUAUGGCGAGCAAGAGAGUUAGCUGAAGCCCAGAACCAGACUUGCGGCUUCGAUGAAGCUGAAACAGGGGAGUUCCCUCACGCAUUACUAGUUGAUAGCCACGCACAAACAUCAGAUUUUGACUUUUGGAAAGCAAAGGAACAAAUGGAUAUUGAAACACAGACUUCAGUAGACAAAAUUCUACAGCAAGGAAUCAGGCCUUCUCCCACUGAACAGGUUGACAAGCUGGUGCAGACAUCUUUUCUUGAUCUGGGGAAAUCAAAAGACUACAUGCAGCAGAAGGCAUCUGGGACAGACUUAACGGAGCCUGAAAGAACGUAUUUCACCCCAUUACAAAGUGACUUUGAAGUGGAGACUGAUACUCAGGCACAACGCUCCAUCUCUGAUUUCCUAGAGGCACAAAAAGAGCCUUCUCUGGCGCAACAAACCAAUGCUGAGGUGCAAACCUCAAAUAUCGAAAUACCUGGGGGGAGCUCAUGGCGUUCAUCACGCUUGCAUUCUGAUGUUCAACAGCAAACUUCACUGGAAUUUGACGAGGAAGAAUCAGAAGCUUUUCCCUCAUCACAAAAGGACAUUCAGUCACAAACCUCCCUUCUUGACAUAUGGAAGGCAAAACAGCUCCAUGAUGCCCAGAUCCAAACUUCUUGGAUGGAUUUCCCAACAGAUGUGGAAGAUCCUUUUCUCUCACCACAGUCUGAAAGCCCAUCUGAGUACUUUAUGCCUGAGGAAGAACAGUCUCCUCCACCGGCUCUACUGGAUGCUCAGAUGCAAACCUCCCUCCUUGACAUCUGGAAGGCAAAAGAACUCCAUAAUGCCCAGAAGCAAACUUCUUGGAUAGAUGUGCCAGAACCCAUGGAAGAACCUUUUCUCCCACCACAGUCUGAAAGCCCAAUUGAGCCACAUAUGCUUGAGAUGGAAGAGGCUCCUCUACCAGGCAGAACUGACAACCAGGUGCAAACCUCCUUCUCUGACAGGUGGUGGAAGAAAGAACGAGUGGACGCUGAGAUGCAAAGUUCCCUGGCAGAUUUGCCACAGGGCACCAAGGUAGUGCCUCUUCUCCCACCACAGUCUGAAAGCCCACUUGAGCCAGCUGAGCUUGAGAUAAAAGAGGCUCCUCCUCCGACCAGAAUGGAAAACCAGGUGCAAACCUCCUUCUCUGACAUAUGGCGGAAAAAAGAACGAGCGGACGCUGAGAUGCAAAGUUCUCUGGGAGAUUUGCCACAAGUCACAAAGGUGGUGCCUCUGCUACCACAGCCUGAAAGCCCAACUGAGCCAGCUGUGGUUGAGAAAGAAGAGGCUGCUCCUCCAACCAGAAUGGACAACCAGGUUCAAACCUCCUUCUCUGACAUAUGGCGGAAAAAAGAACGAGCAGAUGCUAAGAUGCAGAGUUCCCUGGCAGAUUUGCCACAAGUCACCAAGGUGGUGCCUCUGCUACCACAGCCUGAAAGCCCAAUUGACCCACCUGAGCUUGAGAUAAAAGAGGGUGCUCCUCCAACCAGAAUGGACAACCAGGUUCAAACCUCCUUCUCUGACAUAUGGCGGAAAAAAGAACGAGCGGAUGCUAAGAUGCAGAGUUCCCUGGCAGAUUUGCCACAAGUCACGAAGGUGGUGCCUCUGCUACCACAGCCUGAAAGCCCAACUGAGCCAGCUGUGGUUGAGAAAGAAGAGGCUGCUCCUCCAGCCAGAAUGGAAAACCAGGUGCAAACCUCCUUCUCUGACAUAUGGCGGAAAAAAGAACGAGCGGAUGCUAAGAUGCAAAGUUCCCUGGCAGAUUUGCCACAAUCUGAAAGCCCAAUUGACCCACCUGAGCUUGAGAUAAAAGAGGGUGCUCCUCCAACCAGAAUGGACAACCAGGUGCAAACCUCCUUCUCUGACAUAUGGCGGAAAAAAGAACGAGUGGAUGCUAAGAUGCAGAGUUCCCUGGCAGAUUUGCCACAAGGCACCAAGGAGGUGCCUCUGCUACCACAGUCUGAACGCCCAACUGAGCCAGCUGAGCUUGAGAUAAAAGAGGGUGCUCCUCCAACCAGAAUUGACAACCAGAUGCAAACCUCCUUCUCUGACAUAUGGCAGAAAAAAGAACGAGCGGAUGCUGAGAUACAAAGUUCUCUGGGAGAUUUGCCACAGGUCACCAAGGUGGUGCCCCUCCUACCACAGUCUGAAAGCCCAAUCGAGCCAGCUGUGGUUGAGAUAAAAGAGGCUGCUCCUCCAGGCAGAAUGGACAACCAGGUACAAACCUCCUUCUCUGACAUAUGGCGGAAAAAAGAACGAGCGGACGCUGAGAUGCAAAGUUCCCUGGCAGAUUUGCCACAAGGCACCAAGGAGGUGCUUCUCCCAUCAAAAGCUGAAAGCCCAAUACAGUCACCCAUGCCUGACUCAGUAGAUACAGCUCCUGAAUUUCCUCCCCCAACUGAACCUAAGGAGCCAACUUCCUUACCUGAAAUGCCCGAGACGUUGAAGCCAGUGGAUGUUCCAAAGUCACUUCCCCCAUCACCAAGUGGCAGCAAGGACCAGACCUCCCAGCCUGAUAUGCAGACGCCAGAAGAAUUACCCAUAGUGCAGGAGAAGUCUUCGAAGACCAGUUUGGCAAGUGCCAAAGCUGUAACUCCUGUCUCAUCACACACGUCUUUGAGCCCUGUUCCAUCACAAACUGCUGUCUCUCCCGCCCACUCUCGCACUGCUGUCUCUCCUGCCCUCUCUCGCACUGCUGUCUCUCCCGCCCACUCUCGCACUGCUGUCUCUCCUGCCCUCUCUCGCACUUCUGUCUCUCCUGCUCACUCUCGCACCGCUGUCUCUCCUGCCCACUCUCGCACCGCUGUCUCUCCCGCCCACUCUCGCACUGCUGUCUCUCCUGCCCUCUCUCACACUGCCUCUCCCUCCCACUCUCGCACUGCUGUCUCUCCUGCCCUCUCUCGCACUGUCUCUCCUGCCCUCUCUCGCCCUGCUGCCUCUCCAGCUUCCUCCCACCCUCCUGUUUCUCCUGUCCCGCCAUACACUCCUGUAUCUCCUGCCGCAUCAGAAAUUCCCAGCCCAGUUCGACCGCCCUCACCUGCAUCGCUGUACGCAGAGGAGCAGCACUCUGACCUUGCAGAGCAGAAAAGAGCUUCAAUGGAAAAAACAUUGCUGGAAUUAUGGACCACACGAGAGGAGGCCGAGGUUCAAAAGCAAACUGACCAACUUCAGCUUCACCUUGAGGAUUUGCCUUUAUUCCCAAAGCUGGAAGACAGCCAGGUGGAGAUUUCAGAGGUGAUGAAACCUGAAGGGAAGAAACCAAAACAAGUGUCUAAAGUGGCGAAAAAGUCGAAAGCUCCUGCGUUUGCUGAAGCCCAGGUCCAGACCUCGUUUGUCGAAAUACCCCGGGGGAAGAAAUGGCGUGCAUCUCGCAUAUUUGCGGAGGCCCAAGUCCAGACUUCUUUUCAAGACCUCCAUGUGAAAGAAAGGGCCCCGGUUUUGCGUGAUCACGUGGCAGCCAAAAGGGUACCAAGGGGACCGAAGCGAGCAGCGCCUGUGUCCGUGCACUUACACGUAAAGAUGUCUCCAAAGCGUCAAACUAGCAAUGAAAAGAAAUAGUGAAUUCUUGAAUUUAAAGAAAUAAAAGAUUGCAAAAUUCCAGAAACUUAA
This is a messenger RNA of Podarcis raffonei (Aeolian wall lizard), 5735 nucleotides long. RefSeq lists its product as uncharacterized. NCBI's taxonomy places the organism in Eukaryota, Metazoa, Chordata, Lepidosauria, Squamata, Lacertidae. The record is from RefSeq and is a predicted model, not a curated record. The transcript is spliced from 6 exons. The coding region runs from base 84 to 5684 and encodes 1866 amino acids.